Somion occarium is the source of this 7787-nucleotide messenger RNA. The record is from the annotation of a GenBank genome assembly. NCBI's taxonomy places the organism in Eukaryota, Fungi, Basidiomycota, Agaricomycetes, Polyporales, Cerrenaceae.
UCGCCACAAACGCGUCUGCCUUGCACCACGAACAUUUCCCUCCGAUUUCACUUCCCAUUCACAAAAGGACGCGAGGAUCUAUGCGGAAAUGUCUUCAAUAGCUGUACUUAGAGCCACUUUAUACUCCGCAUUGACCUCAGGCGGAAAUGUCUCGGCGGAACAGGAACUGUAUGAAGACCUUAUGGAACACAAGCCCAUUCUUCUCAAUGUUUUCAGCGUGGGUGGGAGGAAUCCGCAGGAGCAAAGGGAGCUUGAAUCAGGCAAGAUCACAAUACGCGGUCGAUCGACAGCAGUCAAUACAGACUUUGCCCGUCAGGCCAUCUUCGUCUCAGAACAACUCGAUGUCUCCGAACGCUACAUCGCGGAGAUCAUGUACGAGGUCACACUGAGUGUCCCAAACUUUUCUCCAGAACGUCUCGUCGAACAAACCCUCCUCAACUUUCACAUUCGAAGACGUCACAUAGCAGACUGUCUACGCUUCCUAUUCGAGGCUGCUGAGCUGUCCGAAAGGCCAGAUGCACCUCCGCUCUUCCAUCGUUUGAAUACGUUCCUCAGGCAAAACUUACUGCCACCACCGAAACCACAGGAGGCGCCGCUGGCAACGAAGCUGUUCAAGGAGAUCGAAAACCUUGAGGUCAACAUGUCUAAAACGUUGAAUGCGAGGCAGAAUGCUGGUAGUGACACCGUGGCGCCGCCGAAUCAAGGAGCACGGUUGGGCUACGACAUCCUCACUGCGCGUUAUGACUCGCUGAAAUACGAACGACGCGCACUGGCGACUGUUCUAUGGGUGAUCGGCCGCAUGGGCUAUCUUUCCUCGCAAGACAUCACCAAAAUGAUUGACUGGCUCGAAGUGAACCCCAAACACCCAAUGGCCUAUUAUUUCCUCCCGACCAUCCUCGCUGCAUUCGAUCUUGUUGACCCCGAGACACAGGGUGCUCAAAAACGGAAAGACCUUGGCUCCGAUAGGACGUUCAUUUCAUUCAUGCAGAGAAAGCUGGAUGUUUCGACGCAGUGGAAAGAGCCUGGUCUCAAGUCGUCUAUUUUACUGAAGUGGACGUUGUUCUGCACGGAGACGAGGCAUCGAGAUCCUUCGUUGGAGGAUACCGAGGGUUUCCGCUCGAACGAGCUUGAGACUCAGAUAUGGAACGCGAUCCAAGGAGACUGUUUCCUCUACCUUAUACGGGUUCUGGUUGGUCUCAAGCAGAAACAAGUACUCCCCUCAUUCGCUGCGUCUAUGAUUGUGCAAGACCAUGAACCAUCGCCUGAACGCCCAUCUGCAGAAUUCAUCCCUGUUAUUUUGGAGGCCUGUGAAUCCCUCGUCCGCUCCCUCAUCACACACGCAUCCUCUGAACUUCGCAAGAUCAAACAACGACAGGAGGAUCUCCUCUUAGCCACCGCGCGCACUGAUCGUACGCGGUCUCGUGGUGCCCCGCCUCCCCAACAACCUCGCUUUGCCUCUGCAGGAGAUGCAGAUAAGUCUGAAGUGCCGCGCAACGAUAUGGCUGUCAUGUUUUCGUUCAUAGGCAUUUUGUACUCCUGCCUGCCCCCAGAGACAGCGCUCCCAUACUGGGGUGUCAUCCCACGAGAUAGGCAACGAGAUUUCCUCACCGAUUCAGCUGCGUCUAAAUUACCAUCCUUUCUUCAAUGGGCUGUAUGGUCCACUCCAGCAAAUGACCUCGACAUGUUGACAGCACUCUACGAUAUGCUGACUGGUCUCGCUAAUGGCCAACAAUGCAGCGAGAUGGCAUAUAAUUUUCUUGCCAGAGGCGGAGGCGAAGUCGGCGUUGUGGACCCAUCGUCGUCGAGUACACCUGCACACAUGGUAUCAGGAUCGACUGUAUCUUGGAGUGCAAUGUUCGGUUUGCUUGAAGCCUGGGCAUCUGCUGCCUCCCCAGUUCGGCCCCAUCCAUCGCAAAGUUUGGCCCCGAGCGCACAGUUCGGUGCACAGCAGAUGAGCCAAUGGCCUGCUCAAACCCAACAUGUGCACCCACAACAGCAACGCCUGGCUUUGACACAACAGGAUGUCCUACUCGCGCAAUCGUUCUUGCGGUUACUGGCUACCGUAGUCACGCACUCUAUCGCUGCGCGAGUCACAAUUUGCGGACAUGCACGUUUUCGAGCUAUCCCUACGCUCAUGUCCCUCAUCCCACUCAGUGUCCCCCUCGAGCUCAAGGGUGCACUCUUUGACACCUUGGCAGCAUUUUGCACCCCUGGAGCAGGAACUUCAGGAAUCGAGAUCUGCAAGUCAGUAUGGACACUCAUGGAAAGGUUGGAAGUUAUUAAUGUCCGCGGGAGCACUGCCAUGGGGCCAACUAUCCCAGCUGUUAAAGGUGUUGAGGUGGAAUUGGAGGAAGUGGAGUCUACGUUCAAGAUGUACCCUGCCACAAUUGCUUUCCUCAAAUUGCUCAGCACGCUCAUCCAUACACCGAAGACUCUCCCAUUGAAAGACCAAGUGAGCCCCGAGCCUAUCCAUACUAUCCCGGAUGGUCUUGGACAUCCUUACCGACCCCCUGGUGUAUCGCCAUAUACUUCCUUCGUUAUCGACAACGUGUUCUCCAACAUCCCCAGACGGGAAUACCUUCAACCUGCCGAUCGAUGGCUCAUCAAUGACCUAUGCUUGUGUUACGUUGAAAGAUCUUUGGCAAGUUUCGACCUAGAGUCUCUUAUGACGAGCGUGGACAACCGCUCUGUCACUAGGGAAAAUGUAGUGCAGCUUGCCAUUCACCCGGGAUAUGAUCUCAUGAAACGACUUCUUACACACUCCUCUCUCCACACCAGUAUAUUGUCAUACGUUGUCGAUGGCACGGAUGGCUUCGAAAAAGGAUUCGCAGAUGAAGAACCUUACUUCCGUAGUACCAUCAUCCGAGUGCUACGCAUCAUUCAUCGUGUCCUUGAGAUUCAGGACGUCUUCCUCGAUGUUCUGAUUCCUCUGAUCUUUGAUCUGAAUGACACCUCGGUCGUGGGUGAUCUCCAUCCCGCAUCUUACUUCGGCAAACUGGACCAAGCGUUGUUGUAUGCACCGGAAAUCGUCUCCGCGAUCGUGUCAUAUGUUGCGUACCCAUCACACCUGGAGUUGGCUUACUUGUCGGUCAAGAUAUUGUCGAUACUAUCCACCCCGACUGCGGUUUACAAACUGGCAGUCCUACUCGAUAGGAGCACUGACUCCAUUCGUAUCUUGGAUGGUUUCCGACGUAUUCUAGAUGCGGAAUCACAGGCGGACGUAGAAACCACCGAGGUUGUCAUGGAACAAAACACGGGUGCCGGCGCCCGAGAUCCAGCAGAGUUGGAGAGUGAUUGCAUUCAAGCUGUGCGAACAGCCGUAUUGGAUUUCUUUAUCCAAAACACUCGCUCAGAUCGUCCAUACCCCAAUGUCGCGCAUUAUCUCCUGUUCGGUCGAAUUGAAGUGGGCGAUCAAAUUCAAGAUCCCCAAGCACUAGGUGCUCGACGAAGUUGCAUGCACUCUGUGGUAGAUCUGGUAAACAUUGGUAUUCCCCGACCUUCAAGAAGGCACGAACCUCGAGACGCCCCUUUGCUCGUAUCCCUUCCUUCGCUUGCCGAACGAUGCUAUCAUGUCUUGUUCCAGCUUUGCAAACACCCUCGGACCUCGGACUUCACCACUCGAUACCUCCGUUCUCGUGAGGACUUCUUCAUGCGGCACCUCAUUGCCAUUCCUUUCAAAGCUCCGCUCGUUGCGAAGGAUCCAUACGUUGAAGUUCAAUAUCAGGACGGAUCUAGGGUUAUCACUACCGUGCCUGCCUUCUGUUCCUUCUUGCACCUGCGUUCAUGGGUGCUGGAUCUGGUGGCUUUGGAGCUGCAUGUGCUCGUCAACAAGGGUCAUCACAAGAGCGUCAGCGAAUUGCUCGAAUUGCUGUUCGGCAACGCAGGGGAGUCUUUCGAAAGUGAACAGACAGGUUGGGAACAUGAAGCGUUCAGACCAUUUCAUGAGGUUGGGCAAUCGCACAUCCGCAUGAUCGAAUUUCUUGAAUCUCUCAACAUCGACUGGUCGGAUAGUCUCACGCCGCAACCAGUGGAGCUGGAGUUCCUCAGCCAACUGGAUCUUCAAUCUUGUGUCCGCAGUGACAUCUCCGGAUGCGAAGUAGUCGACAGCGCAGCUCUUGUCUCUCUGCUGGCUUCGGCGAAAAGGACGGUUCAUGCCCAUGGUCGUGUUUUGACAGCAGCACAUGCACAACAACUCGAGGCUGAGAGCCAGUAUAUUCUACAAAGUUGUGCCAUUGAAAAUCAUCGGCGAGAAAUCCGCCAUGCUAUUGCCGGAAGUUUCGAGUCGUGGCGGAGGGUAUUGGACGUUGCCCUUGUUCGAUGUUACUCCCGUAUUCCAGAUAACCGACGGGAAAAUAUGCUCCUUGACUUGCUCCAUGCCCUCCCUUCGGCUCUUGACUCGAAUAAUAUUGAGGAGUCGACUGCUGUCAUUCUCGCGGAGAGCAUUCUGACGACUAUCACCAAGCUCCGGGAAGAUCGACGAACGAGUCAACCUCACGAGACCCUGACCGUUGCCGCUCGCUCGUUGCCUAUAGAACGCCUAUACUCCUUGUUGAAGAGCCUCGUUGGAUGUAUUUUGAGUCACAACCGGUACGAGUUGGUUAGGGGCAACCUCUAUGCAUCCCUCAUCCAGUACCUUCGUUUGGUUAUGUCAAGCGACGUUCCCGUAGCAGAUCAAGAGGUCGAUCUUUUUGCAACUUACAUUCCCGUCCAGGAUGACAGCUCGAAAUCCACGAAGCUACACAGACAUAGGCGAUCGAAGGAGGCACAGGGUAGCUUCGCCGUCAUUCAACCUGUGGCUGAACGUCUGGUUUCUAUCAUCUCCCGCGAUGCCAUCGACGGAGCUGAAGUGUGGAAGACAGUAGCUUUCUUGCUCUUGGAUUCUUUGGUGCAUCUCUCCUUGCCACAGAAUACUGUCAUCACAGCUCUUGCUCGAUCAGGUUAUCUUUCUGGGUUUGUUCAAAGCGUGAAAGAUGCCGAUGCACGUUUGCAAGCUGUCCUUCAACCCGACCCUGAGAGCCUUGACACACUGUAUGUGUAUGAGGCCAAGAUGUCACUAUUCAUCAGGAUGGCGCAGUCCAAGUCGGGCGCCGAACGUCUACUAGAAGCGCGACUUCUGUUGAUCCUCGCUGACUGUGACUUCCUGGACACAAGACCCGAAGUUGGCCAUGGAUUCACAGAGCAAGACUCAUUCUUACCUGGUGCUAUUCAACGAUACCAUCAACUCCUUAUACCCGCUUUGCAAAUUACUGCCACUAUCCUGCUCACUGUAGGUGCAAAACAUACCAUGGCAAGCCAGCAGGCGCUGCACUUCCUACGCAAUCACAGGGAUUCCCUCGUUCUCUUGUUGAAGAGCGAGGUCGAUCAGUCUUCACUGUCACCAGAAGAACUUCAUGUCGUCAUUUCGAUGUGCGCGUAUUCUCUACAACUGGUCCCUCGGACGGAGCUGCUGUCUAGCAGUGGAUUCGGCAGCCUGUACACGUCCGUCCGAAGCCUUGCUCAAAAGUCUCUCAGCCAUCAGGAAUGGUGGCAGGAUCUUUUACAGGAUCCAAAAUCGCUACGAUCAUGAUGUCCCGACGAUUUGACGUUAUAUCUGUACUAUACACUCCACGAUUUCAUAACUUAGAGUGACUGUAGUCUAUCGCUUCAAGGUUCUUUGCUUCUCUGCAUGCUCGACAAUCUUCCUAUCCACAAAGAGACCUUUCCGUUCACGAACAGCGUCCAUGUAAGCUUUCGCAACAUUUGAUCUGUCGGCUUUCUCCCCGAGGUCUUCGAGCUCCUCUUCUGUUGUUGGGACCCAGAAAGGGUCUUCGUCCAAGAGUUCAUACCCGCUAAAUAUGAGCUGAGGGCUUGCAGCACCCGAUGUACGCUUGCGCAUGUCUGCGAAUGCCUUCAGUCGCGAAAAUGAGACUUAAAAACCAGCAGUACACACCAUCAGCGAAUCCAAAACUCUCUACCACAGGAAGCAAAGCUCGAACGUUGAAAAACGUCGUGCCCUCUCUCAUUUCUUCCGCUACAAUCCUCCCUCUCCGUCUGGCGACUACGCCAUAAACCUUACCAAGUACAUCCGCUAGAACCAAACAAAGUCAGUUAUCAUCCAGGUGUCACAGCCAAAGAAUCACCCACUUGAAGCUUGAAUAUCACAAGUGUACAUCGCCAACAUCAACCGUGGAGACCAAUCCAAAAGUCCAUUCCUGCACGCAUCUCUUACGGCCGAAAUGAAAGAACCUGUCACUUGGGCCAUCCUGUUUUGCACUGUCAGGCCGAAAAUGUUAGCCGUGCAAUAAUCCGGAGAUUGCCUUGAAACAUACCUCGUUCUUCCUCGAGUCCGGCGUAAUUGAUUUCCAAGGACUCCACGAAAUAGGCCAAUCCUUCUACUGGCUCUGCACACAAGGGCCCUUGCAAUGUAGCCAGUUGGAAUCCAGUCUCGAGAUACCCAUCGAAAUCGUUUACGAUUUGCCGUUCUUCACUGACAUUUUCCUCCUUGUUUGUCGCAAGCCGCGCCUUCAGCCUGUCAAACAAAAAUGUAUCAGCCCUCCUCAACUAGGUUCUUAAAAAUGGCACGUACGAUUUGGACGAAGUCUUCCUGAGAUCGACCAACAAAGAGGUUCCAACUUUCUGUGGUCCAAAGGCCACUAUCCUGUCAAUAAUACUUGCCCACUCUCCACCACAUUUCUUGCAUAUAUCCUCUAAGGCAGACCAAAACUGCUCCGGUUCAACCGUUGGAGGCUUAUACAGCUCUCCCUGAAUGUCAAUUUCCGCAGGGUCUUCUUCCACAGCUUCUAUGUUCGUAUUCCGCUGUGAAAGGUCUCUGUUACGGCUCUCGCGAUGAAGUUGGCGUAUGACUGCAAGGUUGUCUUGGAGGAAAUCCCAAAUUGGUUUGGGCAGAGGUGAAGCGCGGAUGGUGAAUUUGACGAGAUUGUGCACGCUCGCACCGUAUACUGUGCCCCGUUUGCCCCCAGAUUUCGGUGGGGCCAUCUCUGCGUCAGAUGUAUCAGAUGUCUGGUGAAUAUGGGCCUAAAGUUAUUACAAAGUCACAUACCUGCGCCCUUGACACAGGUCUCUCUAAACGGCACAAUAGGCUUUGAAGCGUGAAUUUCAACUCUUGCAAACCUUUCUCUCAGGUCUUUCAAACACCUCUAAAGCGCAAAAACCUUUAGUCUUGAAAAGAUAACCUCGGGAGGCUAAAACCAUACCUCUAGAUGCAACUCUCCUGCAGUCAUGAUAACAUGUUCACCGGUUUGUUGCUGGAAGGUCUCUACGCAAGGAUCGGCUUGAGCAAGCAACUUCAACCCAUUAACAAGCUUCGGCAAAUCAGCAGGGACAGCGGGCUCCAAGGCAACUCGGACAAUCGGUGCAGCCUGGUCACAACAAGUUAGUAACAAUGAAGCGUUUUCGUAAACAUAGUACUCACUGUACGAAGGGCACCACCCAAAUUCACCAAACACUCCUUAUCCCUCUCCAAGUCCGGCCCCUGAACACCCACACUCCUUGGUGCACAAAGAGUAGCAUUCCUCCAGACCUUACCCUCUAAACCCUUGAUAGCAAACACAUUCCCCGCCCUCACUUCCUGCACCUCCACCAAUUCCCUCCCCAUCAUCGUAUACAAUCUCUCCGCCUUUGCAGUGACUAUAUGCGACUGAUUGCGCGGGUGGGAAGGGGGAAGAGUAUUGUUGUAUUUUGGUAGGACACAGUAGAUAGUUGAACCUCGAGCGAUUGUUCCAGAGUAGAUACGUGCGAAACCGAGCAGGGUUUCGCCGGUUUGAAUACCCAACUCUGCUGCUACAUUC